AUGCAGGCUGGUACAGCUGGCACCUGGGCAAUGCUAGUAGGACUGGAGCCAGCCCAACCUGAUUCGCUGGAUACCGGUUACUUUUGGAGUGUCAGCUUUACUGCCAAUCAGACGCGUUGCUUGUUCUUGUCCGGUUGGACCGCCUAUGAGUCAGCGAGUCCUUGGCCACCCUGUCGCGUGGAGCGUGCUUUCCUUCCCACAAACUCAGUGUCCAGUACUCUACUUCCUGAUGUUCUGAUGUUAUCGUUGCCAGGCAAAAAGAAACACCAACCGUCGCACCUUCCACCCUCCAUUCCGCCUCAGAUCUCUGUCUCGCUCUCGCGUACACCUCCUCACCUCGCGGCACAAUGGCAGCUGUAUCCCAUCACCACCAUCGCCGAGAGCAAGGAGCUCAGAGGGCUCAACCUCAUCGCCGCGCAUUCGCACAUUCGUGGCCUCGGCGUCGAGCCAGACACACUCGAACCCAAGGCGUCGUCGCAGGGCCUGGUCGGACAGCAGAAGGCGCGCAAGGCUGCAGCCGUCAUCCUUAAGAUGGCCCAAGAGGGAAAGAUUGCAGGCCGCGCAGUCUUGAUCGCCGGCCCGCCCAGCACGGGCAAGACAGCCAUUGCGAUGGGUAUGGCCCAGUCGCUGGGCGAAGACGUCCCCUUUACCAUGUUGGCCUCAUCUGAGAUCUUCUCUCUGGAAAUGUCCAAGACCGAGGCGCUGACACAAGCUUUUCGCAAGUCCAUUGGUGUACGGAUAACGGAGGAGAGCGAGGUCAUUGAGGGUGAGGUUGUGGAGAUACAAAUAGACCGCAGUGUGACAGGGAGCAACAAGCAGGGAAAGCUGACAAUCAAGACGACCGACAUGGAGACCAUCUACGACAUGGGCACCAAGAUGAUCGAUGCCAUGACCAAAGAGAAGAUCAUGGCCGGCGACAUCAUCUCCAUCGACAAGGCCUCGGGCAAGAUCACGAAACUCGGUCGCUCCUACACACGAUCAAGAGACUACGACGCCAUGGGAAUCGACACCAAGUUUGUCCAAUGCCCAGAGGGCGAGCUUCAGCAACGCCGCGAGGUCGUGCACACCGUCAGCUUACACGAAAUCGAUGUCAUCAAUUCACGGACACAGGGCUUCCUCGCCCUCUUCUCUGGCGACACGGGCGAGAUUCGAAGUGAGGUUCGCGAUCAAAUCAACACCAAGGUUGCAGAGUGGAAAGAGGAGGGCAAGGCUGUUAUCGUGCCUGGGGUACUCUUCAUUGACGAGGUUCACAUGCUCGAUAUUGAGUGUUUUUCCUUCAUCAACCGAGCCCUCGAAGACGAGCUUGCGCCCAUUGUCAUCAUGGCCAGCAACAGGGGGAACACACAGAUUCGAGGAACAGACUACAGGUCGCCUCACGGACUGCCGCUCGACUUCCUGGACCGUGUCGUCAUUGUCAGCACACACCCAUACAACCCCGAAGAGAUGCAGCAGAUCCUUUCGAUACGAGCGCAAGAGGAGGAGGUCGAUGUUACGCCAGAUGCUCUGGCUCUUCUGACCAAGAUUGGCCAGGAGACCGGACUGCGAUAUGCAAGCAAUUUGAUUACUACUUCUGAUCUGAUUCGCAAGAAGAGAGGAGGGCCAGAUGUGACGAUUGAAGACGUACAGCGUAGUUUUGCGCUCUUCUAUGAUCCAACAAGGAGUGUAAAGUUCGUUGCAGACUCUGAGAAACGUCUGAUCGGUGAUGCGGGCAAUGUUUCACUCCAUGUCACCAACGGCGCCGACGCCAUGGAUGUGUCAUAG
Plenodomus lingam JN3 is the source of this 1761-nucleotide messenger RNA. The record is from RefSeq and is a predicted model, not a curated record. NCBI's taxonomy places the organism in Eukaryota, Fungi, Ascomycota, Dothideomycetes, Pleosporales, Leptosphaeriaceae.